AUGUUCGGAAGAUUGAUUGCUGAGAUUAAGGAAGAGAGUUUGCGUAUGAAGACGGCAAUUAAAGUAGAAACGCAUUCAUGUCGCCACGCCUCAAAAACAGCCAACAAAGAAAAGAACCAAAAUAUGAAAUGUAUUCCAUAUGAUUACAACAGAGUUGUCUUGGAUUCCAUUGAAGGAGUUCCGGAUUCUGAUUACAUAAAUGCUUCACAUGUAGACGUAAAGUCUCUUGACCCCAAACGCUUACAUAGUCACCCAGGGGCCAACGGAGAAUACGGUAAAUGAAUUCUGGAGAAUGAUAUGGCAAGAAAAGGCGAGCUGUAUUGUAAUGCUGACCAAAACAUUCGACUUUAUAAAAGUGAUGUGCAUACAGUACUGGCCUUCAACCAAAUCGAAAAGUGAAGAUUACGGAGAUCUGAAUAUAUCUGUGCUAAAUGAGGAAGAGCUAGCAAAUUUUCAUAUAAGAACAAUCAAAGUGAUCCAUAAAAAAAAUACGCCUGAAGAAGAGGAGAGAACCUUACUCCAAUUCCAUUACACAGAGUGGCCAUGUCACACCUGCCCAUUUUCAAAUGCCAUUUUGGAAUUCAGAAGGAGAAUGCGAGCAGUUGGUACCAAAACGAAGGACGGAGGACCAAUUGUUGUUCACUGCAACGAUGGCGGUGGACGAUCAGGAGUAUAUUUAGCUAUAGAUGCAAAUCUGGAACUGUCUGAAGAAGAAGAUUGUUUUGACGUGUUCAGAUAUUUGAAAAUAUUAAGGCAAUCUCGUAAAGGCAUGAUUGAAACUUUGGAUCAGUAUAAAUUUGUAUAUGAUACUUUAGAAGAGUAUGUUGUUUGUGGUGUUUCUUGGUUUCCAGUCAAAGAACUUUCUCAGAGGCUUAAGCAAAAAUCUAUCAAAAAUCCUAUAACCAAAAUGAAUGAAUAUCAGCGAGAAUAUCAACAAAUAUGUAAAAUGACCCCGAGGUUCACUAUAGGCGAUUGUGCUGGAGGUCACAGAGGCGACAACAGAGAAAAGAAUCGUGAUGUCUUAAUAGUACCUCCUGAUAAUUUCAGACCUUAUUUGACAUCUUUCCAAGGAAACAGUUUUACAGACUACAUAAACGCUGUAUUUGUUGAUGGAUACACUAAACCAAGAGAAUAUAUUGUCACAGAAUGGCCACUAAAACACACUCCUGGAGAUUUUUGGUCUUUGGUUUAUGAUUAUGAAGCAUCAGCUGUUGUUGUUCUAUGUAUUCUACCUCACAGUUCACAAUACCCACCUUUUUGGCCAGAAGGAAGGCAUUCUAAGAAAUAUGGGCCUGUUUUUACUAUAGAGCAUAUUUCUCACAACCAUUAUACAAAUAUAAAAACUUGGCUCAUGAGGAUUAAUAAAAAGAUUGUUUCUCUCACGGAACUGAUGGCUGGAGUGAAGGCUCCACCACGAACAGUUCAGCUAUUUCAACUUACUUGUUGGCCAUUGGGUCACAAGGUACCAACUUCUACCAACUCGCUUGUUGAGUUAAUGAACAUGGUGGAACGCUGGCGACAGAGAACAGAAUAUGGCCCUGUUGUAGUUGUAUCUCCAGAUGGCAGAGGGAGGUGUGGAGUUUAUUGUGCAGCUAAUGCUUGUAUUGAACAAGUAAUUCAACAUGGUGAAGUGGAUAUCUUUCAAGCUGUAAAAACGGUCAGACGCCACAGACCACAACUAAUUGAAAAUAUGACAGAAUACAAGUACUGUUAUGACUUGGUAUUACACUAUGUGCUCCACUACCUCAACAAAGACUUAAAGGAGAAAAAAUAAUACCUUAAAAAUAUAUUCGCUGUGAUACUGCGUAAAAAUAAGCUUUCUACAAGAAAACUUUAAGUGAGCUGUCUUAUUAAAGAAUAGUCAAAUCCUUGAUUACUGUAUAGUUAGUAUAGUGGUGCUAUUGUAAUUUAAAUUGUUUAUAAACUUAUGCGGCAUUAGAUAAAGUAGUAUAUUUUUUAUUAAUUUUGAGUUAGUUAUAAGUCAAAUUUAAGAUACUAUCUAUGUUUAUGUGUAGACUGCUCUGUGUAAUUCUGAACAUUAAUAAGUGUAUUUGUUUAACUAUUUUAGUUUCAUAGAGCUUCAGUUAUUCAGUAAAAUGUAGAUAUCUGCUAAAAUAUAUUGCUGUAAGUACACGUUAUUGCCAAACAAAUGCAAAGAAAUGCUUAUCUAAAUAUGAAUGUAUGUAUAAAGCAAGAAACAGAUUAUUUCUGAGCACAAUAAAAACCUUAUCUAGGUAAAUAUAUUCACUAUAAUAUAUGUAGCCGAUAUAUAAUGGCAUAUACUAUCCUCUGUAGUAUGGAAAAGUAUUCAAGGCAUUCUAUUAGUUACAAUACCAAUCAAUGUUUACUCUUAACUUUUCAAGGGCUUAGAUAUUUAAAAGACCCUGAUGUUAAAUUUCCAUACAAGUCUACAAUUAUUUAUUACAUUUCUUUCGGUUGUUAUAUAGAUCAAAAACAACCAGAAUAAUAAAACAAAUAUUUUGAUAUGCCCAAUGUAAAAUUAGAAAACUAAUGGUCUUCACUUUAUAUUUUCAAGGAAAUACAUUGUAUCAGGUUUAAGUUAUGUUUCAGAAAUCAAAGACUAUAUGGCUAUAUAUUUUUAGGUUUUGAUAAUAUUGUUAUUUGUGAUUCAUAAAUGUAACCUUCAAUAUUGAUGAUCAUCACUUUCAAAUACUUGUUAAUUUUUGCCAGCAUAAUUAAGAGCCACAAGGGUCAAGAUCUAAAAUGAGGCCUGACCAGCAUCCAGAAAUGGAAAUAACAAUGUAGGUAGUUUAAUAAAGAAAUUAAGUACUAUUCUUGAAUACCAUAAUUAAGAAUAUGAAUAAUUAUGUUAAUUUGACCAAUACAUAUUUUGAUCCAUCGAUUGACAUCAUGUCAAGAAAAUAUAUUAUAGUUGUUAUCUUUAAGGAGAUGCUGAGCCAAUUUAUUUUUUUUUUUUAUACUGGGGUUAAACUUAGGAAACAAAUUUUUAGGCUUUCUAAAUUUAAAACAAAAAUUAAAAAAUAAACAAAUAAAGUUAUAUUUUGACUUUUAUAAAAUAUAAAAACAAUGCUACAAAGUAAAAUUUGACAGACUGAAUGUAAUAAUGAGAAUAACACAUUGAAAUUUUUCAACUGAGAAAUCAUUUGCAAAAUUAUGAAGUGCAUAUCUAUUACAAAUUAUUUUGACUAAAUAAUCUGAUAAAGCUAUACUUUUUAAUAACUAAGUAAAUGAUACUGUACCAAGGAAAAUAUGUAACCUAGUUUAUCAUAUUGUUUAAAAUAUUAUAAUUGAUUCAUAAACAUAAUAUACUGACCAUAUUUUUAAGAAUACUCCAAAACUAUUUUAAAAUACCGAUCUCUUCAUAUCGCUGCUUGUACUAAACUUACUAAUAUUUGAGAUCAUUAUAAUUUUGAUUAAAAACAAAAAUAAUAAAACCUAAAUAAACAGGAGGUUAAGAAGGAGAGGGGUAUGCAAUAAUAAUUGAGAAAAAUAUAUAUAAACAGAAGAAUAUAUAUAUAUGUAUAUACCCACAAGUCCGAACAAAGGGGAGAAGCCAGAAGCUGGGGAAGUAGCUUGGGGAUCCAUUCCGGUCUUACAUUAUAUUAUAUAAUAUAAUAAGGUUAUACUAUAUAAUAAUCACAUAAUAUCUUUAAAUUAUUUUUUUCAUAAAUUUUAUUGAAAAUGGUUAUUACAGAGGUGAUUUUAAUAUUUGACAAGUGUCCCAGAAUAAUUAACAAUAAAGAAUAAUAACAGAACAAUAAAUUGUCCAUAAGGCCCUUGGUUUUUCUCCUCACGGCCCUCUAUAAUAUAUAUAAAUAUGUGUGUGUAUAAAUAUACACACAUAUACAUAUAUUUGUUUUUUUAAUUUAUAUUUAUUAUAGCUUUUUUAUAUUUAGAUAUUCUUCACUUGAUGGGCUAACUUUAAAAAAUUCUUAAAAGCUUACUUUUUUAUUUUAAUAAUUUAUUCUUUACCUUUGGACCCCUGUAAAUCAAAAUGGGACCCAUUUCAGAAUUUUCAGACCAAUUUAGGGAUCAAAACGAAGAGAAUGAACUAUUAAAUAAAAAAUAUUCAAAUUUUAUGACCUAAUAAGUGAACAAUUACUAAAUAUAUAAAUGAAGAUUAAUAUAAUAAUUUCUAACAUCAUAUAUGUAUGUGUAAAUAUACUAUAUAUUGUGAUCUAAAAACAAUAUUUAUAGUUAUCCAUUAUAAUUCAAAAUUGAAGGCAUAGGUUUCACAAUUCAUAACUUGGAUAUUUACUUGAUAAAAGUAAAAUCUGAAAUUUUAAUCACUGAAAAUUGUAUUACUAUGAUCACUGUAAAAUUUAUAAUUAUUGGCUGACUGUUAAUUUUAAAAUUCACGUUAAAUAUUAUUUAAAAUUUACUAAGUCCAUUUUGAAUACUAUUCUGCAAUCAAUUUUUUUUUUUUAGAUAUAUUAACAAGAAUACUUCUGUUCCAAUUUUGUUUAACAGAAGGAUAUUUACUAAGUAACUAUCAUGCUUCUUAUUUAUAUGAAAUGGGAAUGUUAAAAAUAACUCAGUCAAUAAACAUUUAGCUGGUUAGCAUACAUGUUUCUUGUUAUCAUAAAUUUAUCAUGAUAAAAAAAAGUUUAUGAUCUGUGGGUUUUACACCUAUAAACAACAACAGACAAAAAAGUGGCAAUCAAAUGUUUGUUCAAAUAACUUAUUUAUAUAAUUAUAUUUGAGGGGGAAAUGGGUAGUUGUGUAGAAAUGAUUUUAAUUUUUUUUCAGUAACCAGCCUUGUUUAUUAGAAACAAGGUUAAUUUAUAGCUAAAUAAAUAAAAUUUUAGUGUAUAUCAAAAGAGGAAUGUUAGUGAAAGCAUACGACCACAUGGGUUUUUUAGAAACUGUUUGAUUUACAGUUGCGAUCAAGUUUAUACUAAUUGUUUAGUAUAUAAGUUUAAUGGUUGGGUACUUAUAGCCCUAAUACCUUUGUCCUGGAAUGUGGCAGCUUAUAUUAGUUUUAAAUAAAAAACUUUUAUCUCAAAAACCAUUAUAAACUACAAAAUUGGAUACUAUAUAUAAUUGAAUAUUUAAA
Molecule: messenger RNA, 5038 nt
Organism: Nezara viridula (southern green stink bug)
Lineage: Eukaryota; Metazoa; Arthropoda; Insecta; Hemiptera; Pentatomidae
Source: the annotation of a GenBank genome assembly